CUCUUCCACUUUUGUUCUGUGGGCAUGUGGCUGGUUAGAGUCUGCCCAGUCAUGCAGUAGCACUGUGCCCUCUGGAUUGCUGUGUUUUUUCCUUUCUUCUCCCUUCUGCAUGCACAGAGAGGGCCUGUUUCAGUGUUCAGGGGUGGGGUUCAGAGUGAAUUCCAGGCCCCAGAGAUCUGUGCUAAAUCAGGCUUUUUGUGGCAGCUGUUGAAAAGAUACAUCCCUUUGAAUGGCGUUGUUGAUGUAAGUAAUUAACAUAUUGCCAUCAGUUAGAUCUUGCUAGGUCAGUGUGUAGUCCUUACUAUUAUCAGAAAUGUGCACAUUCAGAAUUCUGACUAAAUAUGGAUGUGCAGCAGAUGUGGUCAGGGCAGGACACUGAUCAUUCAGCACUUCCCAUCACCACAGCAAUGGAAUUGAAAAAGACCACGCAGGAGACACUGUCAGUGUAACUGCACCCGCUGAACCAAACCUCCCCCCUGGCACACGUACCCUCUGAUGGCCAGAGGAAUGUGCAGCCAAACAGACCUGGCAAGGACCCACGGAGUCCAAAGCAUCUCACGCAGCAGCUAAUCCUGUGCUGACAGGUGCUUGUGUGGCACGUCCCAGGCACACAGGCUGUACAGACCAAUGGGCAGCCCUCCCCAUUGCGGUCUGUCCACUCCAGCAGCCACUGAGAAGAGCUUCCUCCUUCCUCUGUGCAGCAAGUUUUUAAGAAGCUUUCCUCAGCCCAGAAUAAACCAGCUUUCUCCAAAUUCUCUCCAUAGGUCUUGCUUUUUUGCUGUCUGGUUGCCCUUUUCUCUGCAUUUGGGCAGCUGACGUUCCUGCCUAAAAACAGCACUCAGCGCUUGUCCCUCAUGGACCGUGUCCUAAAACAGAUUAUUCAGAUCAGUGUUUAUCAGGAGAGUGGCCCCCAGUUCUGGUGCCAUGACUGAAAUGCACGUCUUGCCUGCAGACACAGCAGGAACAGGGGCAGUGCUCCGACAGCUGGAUGUGGGCCAGAUGUGGUCUAGUGGCAAUUAUUUUUCCAGUUACGCAGGGACUUUUUGGGACAGUAAGUUUCUGGCACACUGUCUUUGCACUCAGGGACUUUCUGAUCUCUUCUUCCACAACUCUGAGACAAAGGCACAGAGGAAAACACCAGCGUGGAGCCUGACAGUGCACCGUGUUCUCCACUUAUUGCAUGAGCUGCUCAGUGUUCCUCAUGCAGAGCACUUGCAGUGUGUGUCCUAAGAAAGGAGCGUAUUUGCAAAUAUCCACAAAUGAUCCUGCAGACAGGUGCUGAGGUUGCUUUUUGUUGUCUGACUCCUCCCCUCUGCCUUGAUGUGCUGCCCUUUAUCAUUGUGCCCUUCAAGUACGCCAUCUCCCUGCCUAUUUUCAAGAUGUGUGAUAGUAUUUAUAUCUGAGCCACACAAGCCUGGCCCAUUUGUCAGUGAAGGACUUUGCAUGGCACUCCACAGAGCAUGUCAGUGAGGGCUGAGUAAGGCACUGGCUUCAUUUCACCCUGCUCAAGGGUGGCCCAACAGGGAUUAGAACUGGUGUGAAUGAAGACUUGCCCUCCUGGGACACUGCUGGCUGGUGCAAAUCACAGAAGGGCAUUCAACUAGCAGGCAAAGCCUAUGCAAAUGUGUCUGAAUACUAACAGAUCUGUCUGGCAUUGUCUUUCUUCAAAUCCACUAGACAAUUUGCAGAUACAUCUAUUUGUUCUUUUCCUUUAAGAAUUUUUCUCAGUGAUUUUAUUGUGAAUUUAAAUAUGGCUUUCUUCAUGACAGGAGCCCUGGGACAGUGUUCCUCUGGUUUCUGUUACCAGAGCCCAUAGGUUGGACAAGUUUCCCCGAAGCCCUUGCCCCACGCUUUGAUAGCUCAGACAUCAUCUGUCCUUCUGAAUGGUUGAGACCUCAGAGGUCUCCUGAAAGCAUUUUGCACAGACUUGGUCGCUUUCCAGUUAUCUUAUCUGCUUUCUACUGACAGCUUUAUACCUCUCUGCUCAAACUGUCUAGACAACACCAGCUUUCAGCUGAACUGCAUCAAGAGUAAAAAUUUGAUUGUCCCAGAGGCCGUAGAAAUCACCUCGUUUUUGACAGACAGAUUUCCCUUGGUAUAUUUUCAUGCACUUUUGUAUUUUGUACCAUUUCUUCUCUCCUGUGUAAUUUUUGUUGUGCAUUUUGGUUUGGAAGCUGGUUAGCUAGAACGUACUGAGCAAGCCUUUUAUAAAUAUAAACACUGGCAAAAUGAGAUGAAGUGAAACAGAAGAAAACAACAUGGGAAAAACUUUACUUUCCAUAUAUACAGAUGCAAACUGAUUAGGAUAAGAGGUUUCCUACUUGAAAGGAAAAGCGAUAUUUCAUCUCAUAAUUCUUGAUUACUUCUGGCUCUUACCAUGGGCUUUUCAGUGAUAUUAGGAGGAAGUCCCUCCAUUUCCAUUACAGUCAAUGCUGAUGUGAAGUGGUGGGGCACAAUCUUAUGCUGGGAAAUCCUUCACUUUUGUCAGGUUCAUGUGUUCUCUUUUCUUCAACAGCCCUCUGUGGGCUGCUGGCCCACCUGUCCUCCUUGGCUGCUCCUGGUCUUUGUCUCUCUGUCAUGUUACAUAAAACUUCUAAUAAUACUGUGAAGUAAUCUUUGCAUAUGAUCUCAUCAAGCUCUUGCUGCUGGGAAUUAAGUGCUAUAACAAUGGCAUGAUCUCAGCUGCAGGAGGCUGACUGCUCCUCCCUCUGGCUGCCUUGUGCUCCCCUAGAAGCAGCCAUGGGGCUGAGGACUACCUCCCUCUAAAGAGGCAGUGGAAAGACUUGCAGAGGUCUUUGUCUUGCAGGCCUUUGGCUUUUUGCAGCUGCACUUCACACACAAGGCUUGUUCAAGGAUGCUCUGUCUUCAGGAGUGAAGGCAGUUAAUGCAAUCCAGGUCCCUCUGUGUCAGACAGUGCCUCAGAUGCCAGGUUUUCUCAUUUCCUUAACUAAUCUGAACUUUUUAUUUUUUAUUAUUUUUUAAAAACUUCACAAGGUCAUUCCUGUUCCAAUUGUUGUUUAACAUAAAAAACGACAUCUAUAUAUUGCACCAUCUUCCUGCGCUCUGGCUCUGAUGGAAGUGAGGAAGGAAUUAACCAGAUGUGGAUAAAAACAAGAGCAAGGCAGCUGGGUUUUCUAUAGCUUCAGCCUGCAGAUGUGAAGAGCUUCCACCUCCAUUGCAAAAGAUCUGCCACCCUGGAAGAAUAUCCAGAGGCCUCCAUCCUUCUGGUGCUGCAGAAGAUUUGCAGUGAUGGUGUUUGUCAUUGAAGAUCACGACCUUCCACUCUUGCCAGAGCUGUUGGUAGUAAUGAAAUUGCAUCAGCCAGCCAGGUGGUGAAUUUGGCUGAAGCCUUCAGCAUGGGUGCCAGCAGUGUAUUCCUGCAUAACUGUGUCAUUCUGUGUUGGUCAGGAAGGACAUGCAUCUUCAAAGGACAGCAGCUGAGUUCAGCAAAAAAUCAUCUCUGUACAUUACCUCAAAGCUGGUUGUGCAACUCAGGCUCUCAAGAAUGAGUGAAUAAAUAAACGAAUCUCUGACAAAUUAACUAAUACAACAAACAGUCAAACUUUCCAGUAUGGCACAGUUUCAUUUAUGUUUUAUUUAUUUUUUUUUUUCUAGAGCAGAUAUUACUGCCUUGGCCUUCUUCACAAAACAGCUUCAGAUCUAAGGAACAUUUAAACAUACACAGUAUGGCUUGCCAGUGAAUAUUUAAAUUGUUAGGGAGGCAAUACUUUAGGUAAGAGGCAGUUUGGUCUCUUAUUUCACCUGGCAUCGCACAGAAGUUGCUGCAGAUAGGCAGAUAAAAAAGGGGAGAGAAAGGCAGAGAAAAGAAGGUAAUUGGGUGGCUGGUUCUGUGAGACUGAAAACGUAGGCAAAUAUUUAGCUUAGAAAAGAUUAAGAUUUGCAGCUCACCUCUUGUUUUGAACAGAUGGCAUGUUUGUAUAAAAUUUAUGAACAACAGGUGAGAUUUUCAGGAUGUAUCAGAAAUGCUAAGAUAACUCCCAGACACGCUGUUUGUUAUUAGAAGACAGCAGUAAACGUCUGGGAAACGAUGGGAAGAAACUCCUCACAGUCUGUGAUGUGUGUUGUGUCUUGAGCAUAACCCUGCUUCGUUAAAAAUGUAGCUUUGUGGGUUUCCUAAAGGAAGCUAUUACAUUUUAUGCAGUUUCCUUUAUGGUUUAUGAGCCAGACAGACUGGCUUAAGGAAGCACAGCCCCACUAAUGGUUUUCUGUCAGCCUGAAUAACCCCUGCACACCACCGCUAGGUGCAGCAGCUGUUAUCAAGCCAUUGACCGCUGUAUUUCACUGUUUUUUGCAAAAUAAUGUAGAGAGAAUUGCCUUGCUGUAAAGGAUCUCUACUGCUUUAAGGAAUGGCUCUCAAUGGAGGAAAACUCUCAGCGUGGGAUUUACAAGCCGGGGCUGAUGCUGCUCGCUCUUCCCGAGUGCAACAGGCUGCCCAGCCUGCACCAGGACCCCAGUGCCUGCACCCAUAUCCCUUUCUUUGCAUCGUUAUCACUAGGAACAAGAAAACCAAAUGAAGAGACACCAAAUCUUCCUCCUCCAUCUUAUUCCUCCACAUACUCCAUGAAUGUCAUCAUCUCAAUCAUCUCCAGCUUUGCUCUAAUCGUGAUUCUUGGCAUUAUCACCGUUGUUUGCUGCCGUCACCGAAAGCAGUGGAAAAACAAGAAAAGAGAGUCAGAAACUCCGACACUCACCACUCUGCCCUCUGAACUCCUCCUGGACCGGCUGCACCCUAAUCCCAUGUACCAGCGGAUGCCUCUUCUCCUUAAUCCCAAACUACUCAGCUUGGAGUAUCCCAGGAACAAUAUCGAAUAUGUGAGAGAUAUUGGGGAAGGAGCAUUUGGGAGAGUUUUCCAAGCAAGGGCCCCAGGACUGCUGCCAUACGAAUCUUUCACAAUGGUGGCAGUGAAAAUGCUGAAAGAGGAAGCAUCUGCGGACAUGCAGGCCGACUUCCAGAGGGAGGCAGCCCUCAUGGCUGAAUUUGACAAUCCAAACAUCGUCAAGCUCUUAGGUGUGUGUGCUGUUGGGAAACCCAUGUGCCUGCUGUUUGAGUACAUGGCCUAUGGUGAUCUCAAUGAGUACCUGCGCGACCGCUCGCCCCGCAACCUCUGCAGCCUGGUGCAGGGUGGCCUGGAGGCACGGGCCUGCCUCCCCAAUCCACUGGCACUAUGCUGCACCAGCCAGCUUUGCAUUGCCAAGCAGGUGGCUGCAGGAAUGGCCUACCUCUCUGAGCGCAAGUUUGUUCAUCGGGACUUGGCCACCAGGAACUGCCUGGUGGGGGAGAACAUGGUGGUCAAAAUCGCUGACUUCGGCCUCUCAAGGAACAUGUAUUCAGCUGAUUACUACAAAGCCAAUGAGAAUGAUGCCAUUCCCAUCCGCUGGAUGCCCCCUGAAUCCAUUUUUUACAACCGCUACACCACAGAAUCUGAUGUGUGGGCCUAUGGAGUGGUGCUGUGGGAGAUCUUCUCCUACGGCAUGCAGCCCUACUAUGGGAUGGCUCAUGAAGAGGUCAUUUACUAUGUGAGGGAUGGGAACAUCCUGUCCUGCCCGGACAAUUGUCCUCUGGAGCUCUACAACCUGAUGCGUCUCUGCUGGAGCAAGCUGCCAGCUGACCGGCCAAGCUUUGCCAGUAUCCACCGCAUCCUGGAGCGCAUGUAUGAGAGGGCUGUGGCCUCCCCACAGGUCUGAGGGGUGCGGUGAGGAGGCUCUCAUGUCUACCUGCCUGCAGACUCCUGAGCUCAAAGCUCUGAUUUAGUGGGAGGAGAAACACCUUGUUCCUCUACCAAGCAAGGGGUGUGGACUGCACCCUCACCCCUCCUUGAGGUGGACUGUACCUCCCAAAUUAUGGGGAUAGCUCCCAGCCACCAAGCUGGUGCUCCUUGGGUUGGUUGGCGAGCUGGCUGUGUUAGCUCAGGACCUGCUUUAGACAUUUCCAGGAGCACAGAGUUCCCCAGGCAAAGCAGACCAACCUCCUCCUGGGGUAACUUCCCUUCCCAGCAGUUUUAUCCCUGUUCUUCUGCAUUUAUGCACUUGGCUUUUAACUUUCUGUUCCCUUCCUUAUAUGUUUUCAACUACUACCUGUAAGAAAAAAAAAAAAAAAAAAAAGAGAGAGAGAGAGAAAAAAAGAUUGCAGAAAUCAAUCCUGUUUUGGAUUUUGCUUACCAUUUUAUUUUUGCAUGCUCACUUCUUUCUAGAGAGGAAAGAUAUUGCUGAGGGCAUAGUCCAUUGAUUUUUUAACUCCCUUUUUCUGUUUGUUGCUCAUGGACACAACACAAAGUCAAAUCAGGAGCCCGCAGGACCACCGGCUGUAGCCAGUAUGUCAUGUUAAACAAAAUCCUGUCCUAAGAUUUAUCUUCAAAAGAGAGAAUUCCACACUGAGGGUCAUUUGAUUUUUGCUCAGAUCUCACCAAAAGUCCUGUAUAUAGUAGCCAGUCUUCUCACCCUGUUCUACAACAAAGCCAUUGGUUGUUAAUGAACAAAUUCAUCCUAAAGGCUCAAUCCUGCACCCAUCUGGUCUCUUUAUUUCCCUAUGCCUGCAGUACAGUGCCUGCCAUGUGGAGAUCAGGGAGAAGCAUAGAUUCGUAGACUCACAGAAUCACCAAAGUCAGAGAAGACCUCCAGUGUCAUCCAGUCCAACUCCUGACCUACCACCAAUAUUUCCCAAUUAAACCAUAGUCCUUAGCACAACAUCUAAGUGUGACUUUAACAAAUCUAGGGACAGUGACUCAAUUGCUUCCCUGGGCAGCCUAUACCAGCACCAGACUCUCCUACAAUAUACAGAGGGAUAAUCACUUCCUCACUCCUGUUCUCAUCACUA
This is a messenger RNA of Coturnix japonica (Japanese quail), 6835 nucleotides long. The record is from RefSeq and is a predicted model, not a curated record. Lineage: Eukaryota; Metazoa; Chordata; Aves; Galliformes; Phasianidae.